Molecule: messenger RNA, 2141 nt
Organism: Haliotis rufescens (red abalone)
Lineage: Eukaryota; Metazoa; Mollusca; Gastropoda; Lepetellida; Haliotidae
Exons: 4
Coding region: 130-1638 (502 amino acids)
Source: RefSeq, a predicted model, not a curated record
AGCAACACAACCGAUUGGUUGGCAGGAUUAGGGGGAAUCCCCAACUGGGUUUUCCACCUGUACGAUUGUUGUAUCUUCAAAGUCAACAUUUCCUUGGUUAGUUUGUCCAGUGAGGCUCCAGGCACUGAGAUGGCGGAGGCAUCCGAGACACCUACGGUGAGAGGGCACACUGUUGCUGUCGGUGACCACAACAAUAUCACCGUGGUGCAGAACAACAUCCCUCAACUGCCUCAGAGCCUCCCCCCUGGUACCCGUGUCCACGUCAGCUACGACAUUGUCGUCGGCGCGGAAUCUGGAGCAGCAUCGUCCGCAGCAGAGGAACAAGAACAGUCCACUCCACACCAACAAGGAACAGGACACCAGAGAUCCAGUGCAGAUCAACAAGCAGGACCUACUAGACCAGUAGGCCAAGGUCACCGGAACCAGACAGACAGAAAACGAUUGACCAGACAGGCAUCAGUGCCCAACACGGUUCAAGGUGAUCCAGAUAUAGGCCAAGAGCAGCCAAGCUUUGUCCAGCCAGCCAAUACCGAUGGUCUGCCAUAUACGCUGUACCCUACAGGUGAUCCUGGACCCGGACCCGCCGCCAUGACCCCGGCAAGACAGCCUGCUUGCAGGACAGUCAGCACCCCCAUCCAGGAGACCCAUUCCCACGGACCCAACCCACCCGUCACCCGAGCCAACACAUUUCCCAAGCUAGACACAGACGUGAAGACUGCAUACAACCGAGCAGAUAGUAUGGGCAGCCAACCUUACUCUCUGUCCCCACAAGACUGUCCACACCAAGGCAACACCCACGAACCCGUUCCCUGCCGUCCUCUGCCGAAACCAACCACGUCUCCGGCAACGUUGACGUCAAUAAACACUAGAACUGCCCAUGACGCUGCAACCCCCGAGCUGACUGACAUCCUUGUGAUGAUCGUGCAGGACGUCCAGGUUGCUCUGGUCCUGGACAUGGUGAACAAGAACAUAAAGAGUGUGUCCCUUGCGGACAGCGCUGUGCGGACUCUGAACCUCAAAGGGACACCGAUAUCACUCGCUGCUUUGGAUCAACAGAAAGUCAUUGUAAGCUUCCUGGACAUGAAGACUCUCAGUAUCAUCGAUGUCAGCACGAUGGUGGAGGUGAGGACUCUCCAGACUCCCAGGCUGUAUUGUGGGGUCGCUGUGCUCGACAACGGGAGGAUCGCUGCAUGUUGCCAGGAUAACCAGUCUGUUGAGAUCAUCAGCGUUCAAGGACAAGUGUUCGACACGUUCAGGCUUAGGUCAACUCAGCACCCGAGUGCGAUAGCUGCAUCAUCUACAAUAACAGUCUCCGACUGGCGGAGCAACACAUUAGUUUGUCUGUCUCCACAGGGACAGGAACAGUCCAGUGUACGUCUGUGUGACAAGGGGAACUCGACACUGAGAGGUGUUGCUCAUCAUGGAAGUAGUACAUUCGUAGCAGACGAAGGUGGAAACAGAGUCCUGAGGUUGGAUUCCUGCGAUAUUUCUGUGAGUGUUGUGUUGAACAGUGGGGACACAGUAACCAGGCCGUGUGGGUUGUGCGUGAACAACAAUGUGCUGUACAUCGCACAGGGAGAUGGGGUCAUUAAGUAUUGGGAAAUUCCUUAUGUUGCGGCUUUCAAUACUCGAAUGUAACACUCGAAUGUAACACUCAAUGGUUUCACGCCGCUUUUAGCAAUUAUACAGCAAUAUCACGGCAGGGGACACCAGAAAUGGGCUUCACACAUUGUACCGAUGUCGGGAAUCGAACCCGGGUCUUCGGCGUGACGAGCGAACGCUUUAACCACUAGGCUACCCGACCGCCCCGUUACACUUAAAACCUUGUAUACCCGAUACCCCACCAUCCAGAUGAUGACGGUCAGGAAGAACCUAUAUGUUUCAUAACCUUAGACGAGCCCGCUAUUUUGACCCGGGGAAUGCGGACUUCACGGCUUCAACACCAGCGUGUGAAAGAAAAUAAAUGGGACAGUUGUGGCACGGGGUCAGUGGUUCCUGUAGGAUUUGCUUAAUUAAACGACCCGUGAAGACCCGGGGUGGAAUAUAUUGGUCUUCAGCAACCAAUGCUUGUCGUAAAAGGCGACUAUGCUUGUCAUAAGAGGCGACUACCGGGAUCGGGUGGUCAGGCUCACUGACUUGGU